AUGGCGACGAGGGCUGUUGAUCAUGACCGAUGUGGGGCACGACGUCCCGUAACUGGUUCUGUUGCUUUGCUCGACGCCGUGGCACGCGCAGACGAGGAGGCGGUUCUGCGGUCUCUUGAGUCGGGUGCUGACGUGAAUGCCUCGGAUACCUCUGGUAGAACAGUUAUUUCAUGCGCGAUCGCGGGCGAUAGUUGGGAGAAGUUGGACGUGUCUGACGCGUCGUAUCAGCUUCAAAGUCGUCUGAAUAUCCUGCAUCAUCUUCUGGGAUGCGCGGAACUAUCGUUACAUACGUUGAAUGCGCCAGUGCGAGGCGUCUCACCCCUGUGUCUCGCUGCUUGGCUCGAUGUGCCUGAGAUUGUGCGGCUCCUCGUCGAAUGCAGCGAUGGCCUGGUAUCCGUCAAUGCGACAGAUACCUAUGGCGCCACGCCUCUCAUGUAUGCUGCAAGAGAUAGCCGGGUACGAACCCUCGCGCACGGUGCCAGGCCCGACUACUGGGAUGUCAACUAUCGGACAUCAAAUCAGUACGCUCUCCGGCAUCCUUACAUCUUGUGGUUAUGUGAGCAGGCCUUGAGGCGAUUCCGUCUCCGAGAGCCAAUGCCCUACUUUGAUAGACUGGUUGAUUCAACGUCCUCCAUGAUUUACGACCCAGACAUGACCGCGGCCGCGACAUACACAUUGCGCGGCUCUGCUAGACCCACUGAGACGCUUGUCCAGGCGGUGAUCACCGCCGAUCUUCAACAAUUGCGCUCCUUGCUGUUCUCCCCGAGGCCCUCUUCCGUCGGUUCCACGCUGGGGGAUACACCCGUUUUGGUCAACCUCCCAGACUCCACAGGCUGGAGCCCUAUUCAUUACUGUGUCUCUGCUGAGCGUCCCUCUGUGGAAGUGCUCGACACCCUCUAUCGCGCCGGUGCCGACCAUUUGGUUAGUGACCUCCGUGCACCGCUGGCGGCUAGGGAUUCCAAUGGAAAUACCUGUCUCCAUAUUGCCGCACAGUAUGGUAAGAGUGUCGACGUGGUGGCGGCACUACUCGCGUGUGAUCCCAGCGGCACCAUAGCGGAUAUGCGCAAUGCGAACGGUCGCAGAUUGACAGCAUUGGAGGUCGCCAACCCGGAACUUCGCAUCGCGUUUGGUGUGGACAGUGAACGCAUACGCUCCAUGUCUUCUGCGUCCAUUCGUACUAUCAGACCGUCCACAGCGACAUCUGUCAAGUCGAUGCCGCCCAGACUCGAUGAAGGCUAUCCCUCUCCGCCCCUCUCUGCCCGGUUGUGGAAGAACGAUAAUUCAGAGGCUGAUGUCGACUACAUGACCUUGCCUCUGCAAAUCCUCGACAAUCUGCGGUCCGUAUCUACUAAUCUUGCGGACAUGACGUCCCUCGACGUGACGUGGUGUACUCAGGUUCUGAAGGAGACGUCAUCUAUGCGCGACCGACUGUUGCCCCACUUGCGUUCCCGCAUGCGCGACACGGUCGCAGAGCUGCGUAGCGCUCGCAAGUUAUUCCAAGACGUCUAUGGCCUGUAUCAGGAGACCAGUCAUUCACUCGUGGACGUGCUCGGUUCAGAGGAGUGGAAUGAUCCCCAAGGCAGUUCCGGGCACUAUCGGAGGCGCACGACCGACUCUAACGAUUCCGACGUAACGGCUGUGUCCGAUGCCAGCUACGUGCUGGUGAGUCGCAAGUGCCGGUCCAUGACAGAUCUCAAAUUGUCUCGGCGCUCGGAAUCGUCGACUUCGUCGGGCAUCCCGCUCUCGCCUGUCCCAUCAUCUCCAUCCACCACCACUCUGCUGGGUCAAGGGGGUCCGCGAAUUGACCGUACACCAGUUUCCUCCAAGGAAAGCUCCCCAUCCCAGUCCACGGCAUCUUCGAUUCGGCAGCUCACCCGGAAGCGUAGCCACACGUGGAACGACUCGAAGUCCGCUGCUCAGUCGGAGUUGGGCAAAAAAGGAUCUGCUCCCAGCAAUGCUUCCAAGCUGAAGGCCUGGCUGAAGAAAUUGAUGCCCGAGCUCGCGUCGAAGUCUGACAGCGCUCCUGAUGGACGGUCGAGGAGCCAUAUCCUUGGGAUGAGGAUGAGGAAUGUCUCUACUUCAAGCCGUGCAGAUGGUGUUACUUUCACCGUGCUGUCAAUGUGUCGCCGGUGCAUGGAUGCUUCGUGUCAGGAUCUCACCCGCAUAGAAGCCUGUUUGGAUGUGGUGGAGCAAUAUAUCACAUGCGCUAAGCGGGCAAUAACUCAUGCAGAGGCUAGACUCACGAAAGCUAUUGAGUCGUGGCGCAACCAGCCCAUCAUAAUGCGUCAGGACGAUAUGUCGGACUCAUCAUUCAUAGAGGGCGCAAGCACGAAUCGACCACGAGUGCAAUCCGCGAGUUCAUCCAUCGCAUCGAUAUCGUCCACCCUCAUCGAGGGCGACGAUGAUGAUACGCGCGUUUUCCGCAGGUUGAUCUCAAACAAGGUCGAGGUAUGGCUCGACGACUCCGAAGAAGAGGUCGACAAGGCGAUCGCGUGGCUCCUUGUAUAUACCGCCCACACUUUUCCUGCAAACGCGGUCAGCGUGGCUGAGAUACAGGGCGCGUCGUUUCAGUCCCCGCUGGCCGGGUCCAUGGUACAAGAUGUAACUGGAGUGGUUACAGCAAAGGGCCGAUUUGGCUCGCCAGUUGGCAUCAACUCAUCGGUAUAUGGUCUUGCGAAGGAUAAGUAUGGCGUAUGGAUAAUGGGAGACUCACCCAGCGACGACCCGCGCGUAUCUAAUGGACUACGUAUUUACGGAUCCUCCGCUCUGAAGUCCGUGUCUUUAGGAGACAGGAUAUCCCUCUCGGGGCGUGUCACGGAGUAUCGCGCCAACUACAGUCCAAACGACCUAUUCCUCACCGAGCUGGACCUGCCACACGCAGUCACGGUGCUCUCGCACGACAACCUUGUUGUCCCUCUCGUUUUGGGCGAAGACCGUACCCCUCCCAUCGGGCAGCUUUCAGCGUGCGAUGUCGGGCCAGACGGAUGGCUCUCUGUGCCGAACAACGUUACACUGCUAGAGUCGCUGAAUGCUACCUUGCAGCCAGACCUGUAUGGGCUUGACUUCUGGGAAAGCCUGGAGGGACAGCUUGUCACCAUACCGUCUCCAGUCGCGGCCAACUUCCCAGACAGAUUCGGUUCCGUCUGGGUCUAUGACUCAGACAAUACUCCUUACGCACAUCCUGGAGCUAUCCUCAUUGGCCAUCCCCUUGACAACACCAGGAAUCCGCGCACUACUAUGGGCACGACGAUGAACGAUAUCACGGGCAUUGUGACCUACCAAUACGGGAGCUACUACGUCUUGCCUCUUACUGCACCCAAGAUUCUCUCUUUCCCAACUUCCAAACCCGAGCCUGCGUCGGUCGUUUCUAGUACGCAUCCCUGUGACAUAACGAUUGGCGACUACAACGUAGAGAAUAUGGGCCCUCGUUCACACCACCAAUCGAAGAUCGCUGAGCAUAUCAUAGACUUUCUCAAUGCACCCAAUAUUGUCUUCGUCCAGGAGAUUCAGGACGACUCAGGGACCAAGAACGAUGGCACGGCCUUCGUUGACACGCUUCUGGCGCACGACGCCAACGCCAGCAUCAUCGCCGGCGGCGACAUGAAUGAGUUCCUUCAGACCCGCAGCGUCUUCGCCGCGUUGCAGGACCUGCUAAGGGACAUCAACGAGAUCGCGGGGGUGCCGCCGGCCGAACGGUACACCUACGUGUACGACCAGCACGCGCAGGAGAUUGAUCACAUAUUCGUCUCGCCCGCAAUCGCAGCGCGUGGCGCGGAUGUCGAACACGUCCAUAUGAAUACAUGGGCUCAGACUAUGGGUGAGCGUGCGAGCGACCACGAUCCCAGCGUUGCGCGGGUGUGGGUAUGCGAGAGCGAGGGCGAGGCAUGGAAGGAGGGGCCCAUUGCCAAUAGCGGCGUAGAGGUUGAUGGCCAGAUCGUGUUCUGGUAG
Postia placenta MAD-698-R-SB12 is the source of this 3948-nucleotide messenger RNA. RefSeq lists its product as hypothetical. The coding region runs from base 1 to 3948 and encodes 1315 amino acids. Lineage: Eukaryota; Fungi; Basidiomycota; Agaricomycetes; Polyporales; Adustoporiaceae. The transcript has 18 exons. Gene Ontology annotation, molecular function: protein binding. The record is from RefSeq and is a predicted model, not a curated record.